This is a messenger RNA of Candida albicans SC5314, 3744 nucleotides long. RefSeq lists its product as uncharacterized. Bases 1 to 3744 code for a protein of 1247 amino acids. Lineage: Eukaryota; Fungi; Ascomycota; Pichiomycetes; Serinales; Debaryomycetaceae. The record is from RefSeq and is a predicted model, not a curated record. The transcript is spliced from 2 exons. Gene Ontology annotation, molecular function: ATP binding; nucleic acid binding.
AUGUCAUUUUUAAACAGUCUACAACACUUUCUUCAAACAGAGGAAGGCUAUGAUCAAGAACAACCCAAUGAAAAGUAUCCCGUUUCUGGUCAACACCAGAAUGUAUCUGAAAACGUUUCCGAAAGGCUGAAACUGCAAGUACAUAAUCAUGGUUUUUUUGUUGGUAAGAAAUGUGAUAUAAGUUGUAAAAAUUUGGAAAUGAACGACACUCUUUCAGAAUUACCACAAAAGACAACCUUCCAUGAAAUACCCGAGAAUUCUGAUAUAUUCAAUUACCUACCUGACUCAGCUAGCGGAACCAAAACCUCCAUAACUGAAAAUACCAAUCUACGGCAAUUAAACCAACUGCAAAACAAUGCUUCAGAGCUGAGUAGACACCAGUAUGGAAGCACAUCUUCUUUAGUACUUGCUACAGAAGUGCUCCCCUACAAUCAAAGGUCUGUCUUUCCAUUUAAUCAAUUCAAUGAGAUGCAAUCAAAAGCUUUUAGUUCAAUUUACAACUCGUCAAACAAUUGUGUGAUCAGCUCUCCCACGGGUUCGGGAAAAACGGUUCUCUUUGAAUUGGCAAUUUUAAGAGAGCUAGAACAAGAAUUUGAACCCAAUUUCAAAGUUCUUUAUUUAGCACCAACAAAAGCUCUAUGCAGCGAAAGGUUAAACGACUGGACGAAAAAGUUCUCGUCGUUAAACAUCACAGUUGGAAUUUUAACCGGUGACACAACUUUUAAAGAGGCGGAAAAUGUAAGGAGAUCAAAUAUUAUAGUAUCUACCCCUGAAAAAUGGGACAUGAUAACAAGAAAAUGGAAAGACUACUCUAGGUUAUUUGGGUUAAUCAAGAUAUUGCUUGUCGAUGAAAUUCACAUUCUCAAGGAGCUGAGGGGGUCCACUCUAGAAGUGGUUAUGACAAGGAUGAAACGAAUAUGUAUAGGAUUGAGAAUAUUGGCCAUUUCAGCAACAGUCGCUAAUGCAAUUGAUAUAUCAAAAUGGAUUGGACUAUACGAUGAGUCUACGCUUCCAGCGGAAACUUUGUGUUUUGGAGAGGAAUUUCGUCCUGUGAAAUUGUCAAAGAUUGUUUAUGGAUACAAACCAACAAGUGAUAACGAUUUUCAGUUUGACAUUUUUUUGAAUAGCAAGUUGAUUGAAGUGAUAAAUCGACACUCCAAUGGCAAAUCUGUACUAAUUUUUUGCUCGACCAGAAACAGUUGCCAGAAUACAGCUAAAUAUCUAUUCAAUAACUUGUCGGAAACAACCAGGACAGAUAUAAAAUUAAAGGAUCGAGAUGCUAUGAACUAUGCCACCAAAGGGAUUGCUUACCACCAUGCAGGGUUAACUUUUGGUGAUAGAAAACUGAUUGAAAUUGCAUUUUUGAAUAGUCGCUUGAAGAUACUUUGCUCUACAUCGACUUUGGCUGUGGGGAUCAAUCUUCCAGCAUAUUUGGUUAUUAUAAAGGGGACAAAAUGCUGGGUAGAGAGUAGUUUUCAAGAAUACUCAGAAACAGAUGUUUUGCAAAUGGUUGGGAGAGCUGGUAGACCUCAAUUUGAGAGGGAUGGUGUUGCAGUAAUCAUGACCUCCAUCAAAUUUAAACAUCGCUACGAAAGGAUAAUUGAAGGGACAGAGAAAAUUGAGAGCAGUCUUCACAUGAACUUUCGAGAGCAUCUAGCGGCAGAGAUUUCUGUUGGUGUGAUAAAAAACAUCGAGGAUGCACUAGUUUGGUUGAAAUCGACGUACCUAUAUGUUAGAUUUUUGGCGAAUCCAGGAUAUUACGCCCUACAGAUACCAAAGAGUUCAGACCCAGAGGAGACAUUGACGUCAUUUUGUUUUCAACAGUGUAAAACCCUUUCUCAAGAGAGCUUAAUUAUCAUGGACAAUCAAAAUAAUUGCAAAAUAACAGCUUAUGGCUACUCCAUGGUCAUGCAUUACGUAUCAUUCAAUACUAUGAAGAAUUUAAUUCAUUCCGAGGACCAACUAUCUGUGCAUGAAACACUCAAUUUAUUAUUUAAAUCAUCAGAAUUUGCAGAUUUGAACCUAAAACAUCAAGAAAAACGACUAUAUAAAGAAAUCAAUAGCUCGCCAAUCCUUAGGUAUCCAUCAAAGCUGAAAGAUCUUGGCAAGAAAGAUAAAGUAAAACUAAUCAUUCAAUUUGAAUUAGGUGGACUAGAUUUUCCCACCUAUAAUGGAGCAUUAAAGUUACAUUCAAGUUUUUUAGGAGAUAAAUUCUAUGUAUUCAAGCACAUAUAUCGGAUCAUGAUGGCCUUGUUGGAUGUUUUCAUUGAGAAGCAAGAUGCAAAGUCACUAUAUAGUCUGAGCUAUUUAUUGAGAUGUAUAAAUGGGAAAUGUUGGGAAGAUUCACCAAAUGAGCUUCGACAACUUGAUGGAAUUGGUCCAGCAAGUGUUAAGAAGUUUUGUACACAUAAUAUCUUGUCGCUUAAGGAUGCAAAAGCAUUAACCAGUAGUCAAAUCGAAUACUUUCUUGGUUUAAAAACUGGAGCUGGAAACAAAAUUAAGAGAAAUAUUGCCUCGGUGCCCAACCUACAAUUGAAUCUUAAGUUUGAGAAUGAAGAGCUAGCAGAAGACAGAACUUCUGUGGAAGUAACAUUGAAUAUAUCGAUUGAUGUAGCUAACGCACUGAUAGCAUCAAUAUGGAAGAAUAAAUUAGUAUACAUUCAUUUGACUACAGAUGAUUCGAAUGGACAUUUAUUGGAUUUUAGGAGAAUACCAGUGAGCAAGUUCAAAACUUCUGGAUUGAAAUCAUUUGAGAUAUCAUAUUCCACUAAAGAUCUAAACCAGGUUAUAUGCUGUCAUGCAUCUGCCGAUAUGAUAGCCAGUGUCAAAACUAAAACAAGUGUGUCAAUCCAUAAAUAUUUGAGUGAAUCUACAAUCAAAAAUUUUAUAAAUCAUACAGAAGAUUUCGAAUUUAGUGACCUGGAUGAUGAUAACUUGUUUGAUAUUAAACCAGCAAAUCAAAACGAGUCCAAAAUUAUUGAGUUCCGCAAUGAGACAAAGGAAGAUGAACCAAAAACAGAAGUGACUAAGCCAAUUGAAAAUGAAAUCAAGACCCGCAGAGUUCUAGCAAAUGGGAACUACGAGUGUAAUCAUGCCUGUAAAGAUAAACAGAGAUGUCGCCAUUUGUGUUGUCGUGAGGGAUUACCCCCGAAAACCAGUGGUGGAAAUAAAACUCCACAGACUGAGAAUUCCAAGCCUGUAAAUUCCAAUACUCAACAGAAUCCAACUGAAACUGAGGAUAAUAGUGCCAAACCAGAACCAACACCAAUUAGUGCAAAGAGGCAACUUAAAAUCCGAAAGAAUAAAGCCACAUUAAAAAGAACAUUAUUCGAUGACUCUGAUCCCGAAGUCGUAGCAUCUCCUGUUGAAAUACCUCAGUCAACAACGAAACCAAAGAAGAAAACAAAGAGUACGGUUUUCUCUAUUGAUGGAAGUGAUCAUUAUGAAAACGAAAAAACAGUAUAUGAACUAAACACGAUUCAAAAUGUGGAUGCACUAGCGGCUACUUCUGGAAAAACUAGUCAAUUGGAAACUAAGAGUAAGCUGGCAGCAACAAGUCUAAGUAAUAGUUCUGAAUUAUUCUUAAUUGAAAUACCGAAGACCCCAAUUGAGUCUUUGCCUUCUCUUAGUAACGCAAAUAACGCGAUAGCAGAUUGCAAUAAAUCAGAAAACGAGGAAGUAAAAGUAUACAACAAAGAACUAUUACAAAAUUUACUUGGAUUGGAUGUAGAUAUUGAUUUAUAG